ACAGAUAAGAUUAGGAACCUGCCAAAGAACUUUUCCAGGGCACAGAGCUAUUAAAGCACAGGAACUUAUUCCAGGCCUAGAUCCGAAUGGAGGGCAGUUUCACGGUGUCAGCUUGAGUGGUCAGCUUGGAAUGGGACUACCAUGGUGAUCCUGGGCAGGAGAAGCCAUGCAGUGCCGAACGAAGACUGAGGACAGAGAUUCGGACCUUGUUCACUGUGGUGAUCUUCCUGGCCAAGUCUGAAGACCAGUGACCAGGGAUAGUUCUGGGCUCCCAGUCCAAGGGCACCCAACAGAGCUGCACUCAACAAACAGGCCUGGCCACUUGCUGACACAAGCAGGUCUCCGGCACAGUGUGGGAAGAGUCGGUCAUUCCGGUAGUGCAUCAGGCUCAAGCCUAGAAGACACCUCGCUGACCUUCUCCAAGACUCGAGAGCUGAGCACCCCGAGAGUGACCCUGAGGAAGGAAGGUGGCAACUCAGCCAGGACAGAAGAACCUUCCACAUUCAGCGCUGUUGACAACUUCUUUCCAGGUAGAAGGGAGCUCCACCUCUACGUGCCCACUGCCAGUGGACCCUGAGCCGGCACCAUGGAGAGAAGCCUGAGGAACGUCCUCGUGGUCUCCUUUGGAUUCCUCCUCCUCUUCACAGCCUACGGAGGUCUGCAGAACCUGCAGAGCAGCCUCUACAGCGAGGACGGCAUGGGGGUGGCGACGCUCGGCACGCUGUACGGCACUGUCCUCUUGUCCUCCAUGUUCCUUCCACCCAUCCUCAUCAAGAGAUGUGGCUGCAAGUGGACCAUUGUUGGCUCCAUGUGCUGCUACGUGGCCUUCUCCCUGGGCAACUUCUACGCCAGCUGGUUCACCUUGAUCCCCACCUCCAUCUUGCUGGGGCUGGGAGCGGCCCCCCUGUGGUCUGCUCAGUGCACCUACCUCACAGUCCUGGGGAACACGCAUGCACAGGAAGUGGGCGAGCUCGGCGAGGACGUGGUGAACCAGUACUUCGGCAUCUUCUUCCUCAUCUUCCAGUCCUCUGGUGUGUGGGGCAACUUGAUCUCCUCUCUGGUGUUUGGGCAGACUCCCACUCAAGAGGCCACCCCAGAGGAGCACCUUGAGUCCUGUGGGGCCAACGACUGCCUGAUGGCCACAGCACCCACCAACAGCACCCACCGCCCCUCCCAGGAGCUGAUCUACACACUGCUGGGCAUCUACACCGCCAUCGGCGUCCUGGCCAUCCUGCUGACAGCCGUGUUUCUGGAAGCCACAGAGGACAGUGAAUCCCAGAACGAGGCCGAGACGCAGCCACCACGCCUUGGGUCCAUCUUACUGUCAACCUUCAAGCUCUUCAGGGACAAGCGCCUGUGCCUCCUGACCCUGCUGCCCAUGUACAGUGGACUGCAGCAGGGGUUCCUCUCUGGAGAGUACACCAGGUCCUUUGUCACCUGCGUCCUGGGCAUCCAGUUCGUGGGCUACGUGAUGAUCUGCUUCUCGGCGUCCACUGCGCUCUGCUCUCUGUUGUUUGGGAGGCUCUCCCACUACACGGGCAGGAGAGCCAUCUACGUGCUGGGUGCAGCCACCCACCUCUCCUGCAUCGUGGCCCUGCUGCUGUGGCGUCCACGCUCCUCCCAGAUGGCAGUGUUCUUCCUGCUCCCCGGCCUGUGGGGCAUGGGGGAUGCUGUCUGGCAGACGCAGAACAAUGCUCUCUUUGGCACCCUGUUCGAGAGGAACAAGGAAGCGGCUUUCGCCAGUUACCGCAUGUGGGAGGCCCUCGGCUUCGUCGCCGCCUUCGGCUACAGCUCCUUUCUCUGUGUCAGUGUCAAGCUCUACAUCCUGCUGGGCGUCCUGGCGGUGGCCAUGGUCUCCUACGGGACUGUUGAGUACCUGGAAUCCAGGAGCCCGGUCAAGACCCUCACGGCCACACAGACCAGCCAAGCAGUGGAGGAAGAGACGGGGACGGCGAUGUGACAGCAGUGGGCCAUGGUGAGGGACUUCCACCACCCGAGUUCCAAAGGGGUGCGACGAGCCGGCUGAACGCAGGGAGGCAGCCUCCUGAGCCCACAGAGGGGUCUCCACAUUCACAUGGCAGAUUCAGGACUUGCUUCCUGUCCGAUGCUGAUCUCCCAGAGGCUCGCACACCAUCAGGAACCGGGGCCGCCCUGAACAGGGCCAUGCACACACCUCGAUGUCCUGAGUAAACAGGUGCUGGACUGCAUUGCACCUCAGUGCAAGGGGUUCUGACCUCCGCCUGGAUAGAAAGGUGCAGCUCUGGCAGUGGGCGUCUCCCGAUGGGGUUGAAUCACACCCCCUGUGGGUUGUCAGCCUAGCCUUUGCCCUUUUGUGGAUAGAAUGUUCCAUGCGUUAGCCCCCCCCCCCCCCCCAUUAAUAAAACCCAGGUUUGAGGCAGGCUCCCUCUGUCUUGCCUCCUUGGUGGGAGCUGGGUCAGAGAGGCCAUCACUGAACCCAAAGAAAGAGGUAUUUCUCUGUCAUUGCGUCCUGCCAGCCCAGUUCACCUGCAGGACCCUGACUGUUUAGUCGUGUGUUGUGACAAUCAGGGAAGUGACUGGGCGUGCUGCAGACCAGCGGAAUCAUCCAGAAUGCCUCCAACUGGGCAGGGACAGAGGACCUUGCCAUGCCUGAGCUGGGCCACAGGUGUCUGUCACUACUUCCUGGGUGCACUGUCCCUUACGUGUCUCCUCCUUGCCGCGGGCAGUGCUGUCCACACUCUCUCCACACUGUCCUUCUUGGUCCCAGUGGUUCGGUGUCCUUUCACCUCUGCCCAAGCCCCUCUCCCUGCCCCCUUGAAUUUGUGCCCGGCUCCAGGUGCCCUCUGUGCAGACGGCUCACCACGCCAUCACACACUGUUGGCAGAGCGUCUCCUCCAGUGGAACUCGGCCUCCCAGCGUGUAGCGUGCCCUCCGGCAGCUGCCACGCCGUGGCAAGUGGAGAGAAGGCCAUCCCAAGAGCCCUGGUGCGUUCCAGCCACGGGCUCCCUGCAUCCAUGGUCCCCUCCCCAGUGCUCCCUGAGCCCCGUGACGGACGGUGGCCUCUGUCUGCAGAUGAAACAAGGGCAGAUGCUGGGGUGGACCUUCCUUCUCCAGCCAGCACUGGCCAAGAGGGCACAGGCCAAGAAAUACACCCUGCACUGCCACACGGGACGUUCCUGGCCCCUGGAGUGUCACUUUGCCCCAAGCUGAGCUUGGCCUCUCCCCCCUGCAGAAUUCCCCGUGUCCCUCGUGUCCAGGAUGCAGUGCCCUUCCUGCUGUCUCCAGGCUCAGCCUGGCUGUGCCAUGUGCAGUGAGCUGUGGUUCCGCUCUCCUCCGGCCCGUGGGGUCGCCUCGUGCUCCCUGCUCCCUGCAGGGCCCCUCUGCUCACUUCCUGCCCUCUCACUGGUCUUACACCUACCAUUUUCCCUGCAACCUGGGCUACUAAACAAGAGGAUUGUGCUACAGCCCAAGCCCCCGGGGGGCUCUCCUGUCCACUGCUCACCGUCUGGACUCCUGCCCAGGAAGCACCUGCCAAACCUCAUCCUCAGAAUUUCUCUUAGACAUUUCUUCCUUCCCUCCCAACACCUUUGCCCUCCCCUUUCAGCCCCCCCCUUGCAGGCCCCCCCACGCACCCUUAUCUGUAAGGUCCCUGACUGACCAUGGCUCCUACACAUGGAGCUUGGGUCACUGCAAAGAGCCAAAUCUGGCAGCCCUGACUUGUUUAAUCCUCGCCUAAGGGAGGCUCAAGGAGCCCACAGACACGUCUGAUGCUCCGGGCGGCCUGUCGUGAGCUGGAGUGAGCCACAUGGGUGGGUGGACGUGGCCUGGAGGAUGAAGCCGAGAGGGGUCAGUCCUGCUGCUGGAGGCCACCCCCUACUCUCCCUGAGCCUAGGGUGGUGCUGGACAGUGCUGCCUCCCCAGGAGACUGGAGCCUUCUUCUCCUGGGCCUCCACUUCCAGGCUUCAUAAAGCCACUUAACCUGUGUCAUUUACACAGUGAGGUAAAGUGCUCCCAAUAGUUUACUGUAGUGACAGAGAUGCUGGCAAAAUAAUGCAAAAUAAAAAUUAGAGAAGGCAGAGGCAUCCCACAAGUUCUAUAGUCUCAUGUCCAACUCAAGAACAAGAGAUUCGUUUCUUCCACAUCCAUUUCCAGGCCUGAGUCAAAAUGACUCUCAUGGUGGGGCCCUGACUCCAGCCACUCCAGAACAUUCUCUCUUAGAGCCCUGAGCAGCUUCUCCCAGGCCUGGUGCAGACCACACAGAACUCCUGAAUCGGGGGCUGGAGGCGGCACUGAAAAACCAGCCUCUAUCUCAGAGCAAAGCCUGUCCAAGGAAGGGACAUGGCCUUUGUCCUUGGAAAAACCCACAGAGCACUCCUAGGCACAUUCCUGCUAAGUUGUUUAUCUACAAAUAACAGGAGAGAUCUGCUGCGCCAGGAGUCCCUGACUCAGUCAGGCUAGGAGAGACCCAUAGCAGCCCCCUAGCAGCCACCAAUCAGUGUGAGACAGGGAAAUAUCUGGGAUGCCAGAUGACCCUCCAGUAGUUUAUGGUGGUUGAUAACAUUUUGGGAAACCAUGUAGUUCAGCACGUACACCCCUCGUGGCCUAAACCAAUCAGUUCAAAUGAAUCCCCCUCUUGUACUGACCAAUCACCCCUACCCAACUUGUUCCCGCCAGUGAAUGUGCUAAUCAUGUUUUAGAGUUGUUAUUUGAUUUUCCUGCGGUGUGUGAUGAUUUGCUAUGAUGUAUGUGAAGUCCCUGCCUUCUCCAAAGAAUGUAUAAAACUGCUGCAAACCCUGGGCUCGGGGUCUCUCAGCAUCACCAGUUGCUGUGUGUGCGCGCGGAGGACCGAGCUAGCUUGCAUUAAACACCUCUUUGCUGCUUACAUUGA
This is a messenger RNA of Marmota monax (woodchuck), 4867 nucleotides long. It is a transcript of the gene Unc93a, whose product is annotated as unc-93 homolog A. Bases 587 to 1960 code for a protein of 457 amino acids. The transcript has 11 exons. The record is from RefSeq and is a predicted model, not a curated record. NCBI's taxonomy places the organism in Eukaryota, Metazoa, Chordata, Mammalia, Rodentia, Sciuridae.